CACUCCCCUGCCAUGGCUAUAUCCUCCACCACUGCAACACUCUACAUUUCCCAGAAUAAUUUCCACACUCUUACCCCAAACACAGCCCCUUUCUUCUCAUGUUCCCUUCAUUUUGCAACAAAACCGCGUAAAUUGGUUGUUAGAAACUCUGGUAGUGGUGUAUCAGAUGAGACUAGCUCAACAGAAAUAGAACCCGAAACAUCCAUUAAAGCUCCAACAGGAUCUUCAUCUUUGAUCUCUUCUCUCAAUGUGGAACGGGCCCUUCGUGGCAUAGCAAUUACGGAUGUAGAUCAUUAUGCUACGCUUGGACUUCAAAGAGGGUGUUCAUACGAGCAGGUUACGAUUGCGUAUAAAAACAAGGUGGAAGAAAUGAAGAGUCAAGAGCUAGAAGAAGAGGAGGUCGCUAAGAAAAUGGAACUUUUGAAAGAAUCGUACUCAAUUUUAUCAUCUGAGGAAGAAAGAAGAUUAUAUGAUUGGAGCUUGGCGAGAAAUGGAAAGCCAGAUAGAUAUGUUUGGCCUUUUGAGGUGGACAUUACACCAACCUCUAAAGGAACACCUCCACCUCAGGAACCAGAGGACGUGGGGCCAACAAGAGUGGUAGGAUAUUUCAUGUUAGGAUGGUUGAUAUUAAGCUUCGUGUUAUCCAUUGCACUUAAUCGGUAACGAUACAUUUAUGUUUUUGUAAAUUGUUACAAUUUAAGAAUUAGAAGAAUAAUAUUUAUAUAAUAAUCUUCCAUUGGAUA
Molecule: messenger RNA, 743 nt
Organism: Pistacia vera
Lineage: Eukaryota; Viridiplantae; Streptophyta; Magnoliopsida; Sapindales; Anacardiaceae
Product: NAD(P)H-quinone oxidoreductase subunit U, chloroplastic-like
Exons: 4
Coding region: 13-663 (216 amino acids)
Cellular component (GO): chloroplast thylakoid membrane; NAD(P)H dehydrogenase complex (plastoquinone); chloroplast
Source: RefSeq, a predicted model, not a curated record